Molecule: messenger RNA, 2795 nt
Organism: Diatraea saccharalis (sugarcane borer)
Lineage: Eukaryota; Metazoa; Arthropoda; Insecta; Lepidoptera; Crambidae
Source: the annotation of a GenBank genome assembly
UUUCGUGUUUGGGUCGCGGUCGCGUCGCUUGUAUCUGAGAUUCUCAACAAGUUGCGUGUGAUUAUAAAACGCAACGUGAACAUUUUUUAGUGUUGUGUUUUUGGACAUACGUGAUUUUUAUUGUGUAUUGUGUGAGCUGCUUCUUUUUGGAUUUUUUUUGUCAUAAGAAGAAUAUGGCACAAAAGAAUCUGUGAAAUCGCACAAUGGGCUAGUGGACACCCUUCACCAUGAAUGACAGCCGCGAGCGCAUACGACGAGAGAGGGAGCGAGAGAAGAACACUUAUACCUCUCCCCGUCUGGCGUUGCGACGGGUGCUCCUACUGGCAGAGGGGCGGCAGUUUAGGGAAGCUGGCGCAAUUUUGGCGCGUCUUGGGCCUGGUGUGCUGCAGACUGUAGCAGCAGAACUGCCCAUUGACUUACUCUUGGAAGCGCUUCCGCAUUCGGCACAUCUCCUAGAGACACUGCUUAACAGAUUAAUAACGUUGGAGAUCUCUCCUCGCCCUGAGGUGCAAUGUGAGGCUGUGGCAUGGCGUCUGGUCGGUCUGCUUGGCAGUGACCAAGGGUCUGGCUUGCGUGCGCGCACAGCCAGACUGGCUACAGCCCUCGCCAUCUACAUGCCAGACGCAAGGGAUGCUAUUGAUGCGAGAAGAAGACAACUGGACGCCGCAGUGCAAGGAUUGGGUACUCAUGGUCUGACUGCAGACGCAUCAGGAGCGUUGAUAUCCCUUCAUGUGGCCAUGAAGAAUGAACUACAGCGACACGUGGAUGUCUACAAACAAGCACUACACAAAUUAGAUGAACUGUCGUCAGUGACAUUGAACCAGGAUCCUGCCUCGUCAUCUCACCAACGCUUACUCGCGCUCUCUCAUGCAGAUGUAGAGCGAAGGUUAAUAGACAACAAAUCUCUAUUGACGAUCGUGGACAAACCAGCUUUAAGACAGCUACCCACGUUGGUGGCUUCUCUGGCGGCGAGGGUGGAGAGUGACAAAGCUGUUCUGGCUUGCGUUGGACAAAUUAAGAGGAGUGAUCCUGCUUUGGAUUUGAAUGACACGCGGCCAGUAGCUGGAGUUCUGAUGAGUUAUUCCCGAGGCUGUACAGCAGUACUAUCACAGAUGACUGAGGGCGAUAGAGAAGGUGUGACAGAAGGCACUCCUCGUUCACAAACAGAUUCAGCCAGUGACGGCUAUCACUCAGACAGUGACGAUUCUCCACAACUGCCAGAUAGAAGUAAAUUGGUGUCUCAGUAUGCAGCGGUGUGGGCGCGUGCCGCAGACGAGGCGUUGCCGGCUUUGGCGGCGCUGGAGCCGCUACGACAUACACCGCACUUGAAGUACAAGAUCGUCUUCUCCGUGGUCGUUCUGUCGUUCCGCGCCGCGAUCAGUCUGCGCGACCGUCGACUGAGCGAGGUGAAGGCGCUGCUGGGCGCUGGCGACGAGUCCAGCUCGAACGAUCCCAAUAUCACGCGGCUGCUGUCGGCUGCCGUCCGUGUAUUGCACGAUACAGCGCACAGCUUCCCUUUAGGGGAAGCCGAGCGGACUGUCAUCAGCCAGGUGCUGGGUACACUGCGCGAGUAUCCGUGUCUUGGUAGUUGCGGGGCUCUACACGCGCUGGUGGCGGCCGCCUGUCGUGCCGCCUGGGCCGUAAGCCUGCAUUCCCCGCCGCUACGCAUCGACACUGACUUCACGCCCGUGGUGAUGAACCCGGAGAAACACGUACGGUACUCAGUAGGGGAGUCCCGUGAGCGACGCUCGGAUCUGAUCAAGUCGUUUGUGUGGCCUGCACUCAUGGAUGGAAACCGCUGUGUAUUCAGGGCGGUAGUACUCACGUAAUAGUGAACCACUAUUAUCGAAAGGCGUAAAUUGCUUUAAACCAAGAUAUUUUUGCUGAACACAUUUAUUUAAAGAAAUUUUGGCAACGUGGCUAAUGGCCUUAGGAAAAUAUGAAUGUAUUAGAAUAUUAUCAAAUUAUUAGAUGAACAAAGCUUCAGUUCGGUCUAGAUUGUUAACAAGUACCUACUUUUAAGCCAUCAAAUCUUGUUAAGAGAGCUCAUAUUGAUAACUGUAAAGAAGGGCUAUUUUUGUACUCGUUUUGAGGGGUUUAUUUCAUAUAGAUAUGAAAAAAUUGAAAUAUGAUUUGACAAUAUGAUAAUUUGGCCGUAGCCAUAUAAAAUUUGGCUAAACUAUAUUAUUUACUACACGAAAUUUCAAUAUGAAUAAAUGGGCAGCCAGUUUUAGACAACGAAACGCUAAUGAUGGUGCUCAAAACGCAGAAUGGCAAACGAUUUUCGAAAUUGAUUUAACUUUCUAGUUUUAUUUCUCAUAAUUUUCACAUUUUUUUGGUGAGAAGCGUAAAAAACUUACCUAUCACAAGUAAAGAUAAACACAUAUCAAUAUUGAUGAAAUAUAAUCAAUUUUAACUUUCGAAAUUUAACUUAACAAAUUCAUAGAAUUAUGAAUAAAACAUUUUAUUACGCUUGUAACCUGUACCAGAGAAAUAGAUUAAAUGUUCGUCCCGAAUACUUCUUUUCUUAAAUUAAUUUAAAAUUUUAAGGUAGACUUAAGACAUCGAUUUUAUUAUUCAGUUUAGAAACAUAGUUUUCUCUGAAUAGAUUGAUUCCAUAAUUAUGUUUUCAGAUGUCCAUUAUCAAUGAUUAAUGAAUAUUUUUUCACAUAUAAACAUAACGAUAUCCGAACUGUAUUAGUUAUUAAGUCUUGUACAAAUAUUAACAUAAAUAAGUAAUUUAUUUUGAUUAAUAUCUUUUGUUUAGUUAGUAAGCUUGUAUUUUGUAAUAAAUC